UCGGCUCGGCUGUCAUUGCGUAAUAUGGUGAAAUACUGUGGCUUAUGAUUGAUAAGUUUUCGUUAAGAUUGCGCUCAUUCAGAUAUUUUCUUUUUGCCACUUUUAUGUCGUUGCUGUUUGCAGCUGAUUGUGAGCAUUGUUUUCUUUUCGCAGGUGAAGUCAUUGAAGUGCCACAAAGGCGGUAAGACGUUAAGGCGAAAUUCUAAACGGACACUUUUUUGCCUACCACUGAUCACAAGAAUGGGUCCUCAACCCGAAAAAGGCGACACGACAUCCGGCGAAACAGAAUCCAGCCCGGUGCAUGAAUCUCCGAACUGGGAGAGCAUUUGCAGUUACUGUUCCUACAGUUUUGAUCUUGACAACGUGGAUGGCUCGGCGAAGAAAGUCGUGGAGAAUUUGCGGCCGGAUUUGGUGGAACAUCUUAAAAAAUCAUCGCUGAAAGUUCAGGAACUUAGCGGUGGAAUCAGUAACAGGCUGUUACUGGUGGAUCUUUUGUCGGACGUGAAUUUACCUAAGAAAGAGAGGGACAGGAUAUUGAUCCGUGUGUACGGAGAGGAAACGGAUAAAAUUAUUGACAGGCAAGCGGAAGUGCGAACACUGAUCACGCUGCAGGAGAACCAGUGUGCCGGUCGACUGUACGGUGUCUUCGACAACGGCAUGUGCUACGAGCAUGUUCCCGGCCAGACGCUCACUGCGGAUUCCAUUCGGGACCCUCAUAUCAGCAGGCUGAUUGUACGUGAAAUAGUCCGUCUUCAUUGUAUUUAUCAGCAACCAAAAGAUCAUCCCGCGGUGGACCUCUUUAGUAAAAUGGAGAAUAUGUAUGAACAGAUAUCUCGAGAGUGGGAAAACAAAGAUCAAGGUCGCAGGUUCAAGGAGUAUUUCACUCAUCCGGAACAAUUUCUUGCGGAAAUUAAGGAGAUUCGCGAGUAUAUCAAAUCACCUAAAGUAAAAUCGCCUAUUGUGUUCUGCCAUAAUGACCUUCUGUGUGGAAACAUUUUGUAUGAUAAGGAAGAAGAUCGCGUGCACUUCAUUGAUUUUGAAUAUGCCGGAUUGAACUACCAAGCGUAUGAUUUAGCCAAUUACUUCAAUGAAUUUGCUGGUGUCGAGGAUUGCUCUUACGAUCGGUUUCCUUCCAAAGAAUUUCAAAUUGAUUUUCUCAAGCAGUACUUAGAAAACUGGGAUAAGGCACAUAACCGUUCAGCCAACACACCCAUCAGUCCUGAUCGCAUCCAUGAACUCUACGUUAAUGUUAACAAAUUCACCGUCGUAUCGCAUUUAUUCUGGAUUUUAUGGGCGUGUUUUCAAGCUAAAAACUCCAAGAUCGAUUUCGAUUUUUUGGCGUAUGCCAGAAUCCGUUACGAUGAAUAUUUCACCAGGAAGCGGGAAUGGCUUUCGGAUUAAAGUCUUAGUCAAGAAGAAAGUUGUGGACAUUGCUGGGUGUUUUUGAUAUUGAGCUGUGCAGUCGCCAGCAUGACUCGGUGCGAAGAUUUUUUAUAAAUGCAGUAAUUUGUAGCCUAAUCCAGCUCUCCACCGGUGUAUGGAUAGGAACCACCUCUGAUAACAUCUCAUUAUUUCUACUUCGCCAGUUAAAGCUUUCUUGUUGUCAGCAAGUGCGAUUGUCCGAAUGUUCCUGACAUUUAGGAGACUCAUAUCAGUUUUUGCACUCAAUUACAGGUUGAUAAUACCGUUAGAAACGAAUAAAGAUUUGCAUAC
Paramacrobiotus metropolitanus is the source of this 1713-nucleotide messenger RNA. Its product is annotated as ethanolamine kinase 1-like. Gene Ontology annotation, cellular component: cytoplasm. The record is from RefSeq and is a predicted model, not a curated record. Gene Ontology annotation, biological process: phosphatidylethanolamine biosynthetic process. The transcript is spliced from 8 exons. Gene Ontology annotation, molecular function: ethanolamine kinase activity. The coding region runs from base 241 to 1401 and encodes 386 amino acids. Lineage: Eukaryota; Metazoa; Tardigrada; Eutardigrada; Parachela; Macrobiotidae.